AUGCUUCUACAAUUACAAAUCUCAAUUCUAUUCAUUGCCUAUUGUAACGCUUUGCCGACUUUUCCCGAUUUCGGGAGUUUCGCUUUUGCGAAAACUGAGUAUGGAGUGAUUCAGGGGAAAAUCGAAAAGCAUGAGAAUACCUUUGCUGAAGUGUACAAUUCGGUGCCAUUUGCGGCGAAUCCAACUGGAGAUCUGAGAUUUGAGUCUCCAAAAGCGCCAGCGAAAUGGCAGCGACCAUUCGAGACGAAUUUCGAGGUGCUCUGUCCACAGUAUCACAUCGUGCCGGCAAUUUCUAGAGUUUCAUUGAACGAAAGCGAGAAUUGUUUAUUCCUCAAAGUGAUCAUUCCGUUGAGAAAUGAUAAGAAACGUUACACGAAGUUGCCGAUCGUUUAUUGGAUUCACGGAAUGUCGUAUACGAAGGGAGGGAAAUACGUCUAUCGUUCUUCUGGAGUAAUCAAGAAUUUUGCGAGUCAAAAGAUCAUUUUCAUUGCUGUCGAUUAUCGAUUGGGUUUUGAUGGUUUUCUCUCACUUUUUCACCCGGAGUUGAGCGGGAAUUUCGGCUUUGAGGAUAUUCUUUUCGGACUUGAAUUUGUCAAGCGUAAUGCCGAGAAUUUCGGCGGUGAUCCGAAUCGAAUCAUUCUCGGCGGUGAAAGUGUUGGCGGAAGUUUGGCCGGUUUGCUAGCUGCAAGUCCAAAAGCAAGAGGGUUGAUCUCGGGAGCGAUGCUCUUCUCGGGCACUUCACUCACCAGUUGGGCGCAAAGGAACGAAUUUACGAGAAGCAAUUCCGAAACGAUUAUUGCUCAUUGCAAUUGCACAAGAAACGAUCCAUUUGAGAGUAAAGAGUGCAUGAAAAAGGUGAAUGCAAGCUGCUAUCGAGAGAAUCUCUACAACGUGAAAUGGGAAUUUCUAUGGGAUUCUCCGGAAAGACUAAUGUACGAGAUCCUCCGAAUGGGCUUCACUUUAGCGACUCCGACUGUCGAUGGAUAUCGAGGAGAUCGAGCUGUUCUACCAAAAAAUCCCCUAGAAUUAGUGAAAAAAAGCAGCGCACAGAAUGUGAGCUUUCUGAUUAGUCACGUUGCACACGAGAGAGCGACUGGAAUGCUGUACUCGGUUUGGGGUAGUCAAUUGCCUGCUUCGCAUUAUGUGAAUGCGAUGGUUUACGCGAAAACUCCGGGUUUUGGAGCGAUACGGAAAGUGUUAAGGGAAAGGUAUAUACCCCUUGGCGAUGUUUACAAUCUGACAGAGAUCACUCGCUUGCUCACAAAUCUUGUGCAAGAUGAAUUACUUUCGGAUGGAGAAAAAGAGGGAAUGAAUUAUGCGGAGAAAGGGAAUAAUGUGUACAUGGUGGUGAACGAUGUUUUUGGAGAACCACAGGGUGGUAUCAACAUGUCACUGGCUUCGGAGCACUGUAUGGAUAUGGUUUUCCUCUUUGACGAGCCGCAUUUGUGCAAUCCACUGCUUGUGCUCAGUGAUGAAAUGAAGCAAAGAGGCUCGAGAUUUGUCGCAAAAUUCUCAAAAUUGAUUGCAGAUUUUGUGCAUAAUAACUCGAUUCGGAAAUCUUUAAAAUAUGGCCCACAUGGCAAGAAUUUCCUUCUGAUCUCCAGCGAAACGAUGAAAAAUCAGACAUUUUCUCAGGAUUCCUACUAUUUUUGGCAAGAAAUGGUGCCAGCAUUGCAAAGAAUAAAUGCAACUUUACCCGAACUUCUCCAAGCUCACCAAGUCGCAUUGAUGGCCGACGAAAAGCUUGGCUUUGCUUGGAGGGAAUUCGCGUUUGGUCUUACGAUCUCUCUUCUUCUAACCGCAAUUUCUCUCCCAACGCUUUACUACUUCUCAAGGAAACGGGUUCAAACGAAAAAU
Mesorhabditis belari is the source of this 1857-nucleotide messenger RNA. The record is from the annotation of a GenBank genome assembly. NCBI's taxonomy places the organism in Eukaryota, Metazoa, Nematoda, Chromadorea, Rhabditida, Rhabditidae.